AUGGCAACUUCGAGCAAUAAGAUUAACGAGGACUGGGAGAAACACAUCAAUAGCCAAAUAGAAUUGUCUGCUCGUUCGAGGAGCUAUGUCUAUGUCAAAGUCUUGAUCGUGUACUGGGAGGAAGGGGAUGCAGGAUUCAAAAGAGAAGGACGAGAACUGGGCGCAAUGUUUGCUGAUAAAGAGAAAUUCGGUUUUGCUAUGGACGAAUUUGCUAUUCCGAGUUCAGAAAGCCAUUUGAAUUUGCUCAAUUUUAUUGCAAGUUCGCUUCUCGAGGUCAGCACCUACGCAAAAGAGCAGCGGGGUACAUCUUUGAUCAUAAUACACUAUGGUGGGCAUGGGGAUAGGAAUGAUGACAAACACAGCGGGGAGCAGAAAAGAUCGGUUUGGGCUGCAAAGAGUGAAGGUGAACCCACGCUGGAAUGGUUUCGCAUUCAGGAUAGCAUCUUGACGACUGAAACACAUAUACUGCUUCUCUUUGAUUGCUGUUUUGCGGGUCAAGCUGGCCGAGGGAGAGAGCAAACGCCCACUCGAAUUGAGCUUCUUGCCGCAGCAGCUAUGAGCGUGAAAACCCCGCUGCCAGGGCCACGUUCAUUCACUACAGCUCUCAUCAGAGUAAUCACCGCUGGCCUGGAGAAAGAUGGACAAGUAACAGUAUCUGACCUCAAUCGGCGAUUGAUGUCUCGGGAGAGUGAUCUCUUUGCAACCCCAAUUCACGUGAACCUGGGUCAAGACCAAAAAUCAAUAUGUCUGGAGCCACUUCGCCGAAAUGCACAACCCAAUCUUGACCAUGAAGCGAGUGGACCUUCCUUCCAGCUCCUCAUCAAAACGAGAGCUCAGCUAGAAAAGUCGGAUCUAGAUGAGAUUGGGCGAUGGCUUGGUGAGUAUAUGCCUUCCACGGUAGCGACUUUGCAUGUCGAAAAGGUUCUUCAAACAACGAAAUUCAUUCAGAGUUUCAUUGAAGGAGUUCGCAAAGGUGAUGAACCUCUUAUAAAAGGAUUGAAGGAUCCAGCUGUGGUAGACGUUCUGAGUGCAUGGGACAGUGCGUUGGCCAUCUUGAAAGGGAUAUUGGUGGAACAGAGAGGCCUUCGUCAACCAUAUAGAGACACUCCAAUAGCUCAAAAGCUGGCCGAGAGACUCCUUGAGAAACUCGAUACAGAGAAUUCUGAUUUCGUGGAUCUAUUGGAGCAGAAGCUCUUGUACGUCCCCAUGUUAGCAGAGGAAGCAAUCAACAGUACUGCUGCCACCACGCUCGGAAUGGCAGAUCAACUACGACUCCGACAAAUGAUUUGUGCUUCAGAGACAUCACCAUCUGAUGUCGUCUCUGAAGAAUCUCCAGGAAAAGAGAAUGAGAAAGGCUAUGCUAUGAUGCAGGAAUAUCGGAAGUAUGGUCCAUACGUGGAUCCGGCUCAGAUCCCAGCCUUGACAAACCGAGUAUGCCGCUUGGCAGAACUAUUGAAUGCACCAAAGAGCUCCGACUUUCGUUCGCUAAGAUGUACUCAAUGGUCUCACAAUAAUAUUGAACAUCAAUACGUGCUUCAUUUCGAGAUUCCCAGCAUCUACGAGAGUCAGAACAAAUCAUACCAAACCUUGCAAUCAAUCAUCCAAAAACAAAGAGGAUCCACACGACCUUCCCUCGACGAAAGAUUCAGAAUGGCAUUUCUCCUGGCCAAAGCAGUUGGGAAAUGGCAUUCCGUGGGCUGGUUACAUCAAGGCAUCAGCAGUCCUAACAUCAUUUUCUUUAGCUUCAAAGACGGUCUAAUAGAUUACUCAAGUCCCUUCCUCGGUGGAUUUGAAUUUGCACGCCCAGAUUCCGAUCCUUCCGUCGGAUAUGCAGCAGAUGAUGUAGCUUUUAACGUCUACCGUCGCCCGGCCAGGCAAGGUGAAACACGAAAUGGGCGUCGCAAAAUCCAUGACAUUUAUUCUCUGGGCGUUGUCCUUCUUGAAAUUGGGCUUUGGCAGAGAGCAUCUGUCAUUGUGAAUACGAAAGAGAAUGGAAUCGUAUCAGCACGGGCGAUGGCACAAAAAUUACGAAUAGCGGCUGCAGAAAGACUUUCUCAUUAUGCGGGGAGAAGUUAUAAGGCUGCCGUGGAAGCAUGUCUUAAUUCGGACUUCAGCAUGGAUACGGAAUCAGAAUUAGCACGCUCUUUCAAGGAGAUGGUCCUUGAACAUGAGGAACAGUAG
This is a messenger RNA of Hyaloscypha bicolor E, 2181 nucleotides long. RefSeq lists its product as uncharacterized. The coding region runs from base 1 to 2181 and encodes 726 amino acids. Lineage: Eukaryota; Fungi; Ascomycota; Leotiomycetes; Helotiales; Hyaloscyphaceae. The transcript has 3 exons. The record is from RefSeq and is a predicted model, not a curated record.